Molecule: messenger RNA, 396 nt
Organism: Botrytis fragariae
Lineage: Eukaryota; Fungi; Ascomycota; Leotiomycetes; Helotiales; Sclerotiniaceae
Exons: 2
Coding region: 1-396 (131 amino acids)
Source: RefSeq, a predicted model, not a curated record
AUGUCGUUGAAGUUCAUGUCGACUAAGAAUCCAAAGGCGAUGAUGCGCGCAAUUGUAGAUCAAAUUCUCACUGGACACGACAAAGAGGCCGCGCUUCGAGACGGAAAAUUGAUAUCUUUAAGAGUCAAAAAGCUAACAGAAACGCUUACAAAUCUUCAGGCGGAACAACUAAAUACUCAGCAAGAGUUGAGAAGGGAAAGAGCAAAGGCACAGGAAGAGCAGUGGACACAGGAGGAUAUUGAUAAGAUGGAGGCGAAAUAUAAGACGGAAGUUGAGGAGAAUAUAAAGAAGCAGACUGACGCUGAUACGGAACGAUCUGAACAACAAACAGAAGGCAGAAAGAGUGAUGAGAAGUUUAAAGAACUCUUGGAAGAUGCGCAUAAGAAGAAAAAGUAA